This is a messenger RNA of Daucus carota subsp. sativus, 609 nucleotides long. RefSeq lists its product as uncharacterized. The transcript has 3 exons. The record is from RefSeq and is a predicted model, not a curated record. Lineage: Eukaryota; Viridiplantae; Streptophyta; Magnoliopsida; Apiales; Apiaceae. Bases 1 to 609 code for a protein of 202 amino acids.
AUGGCGGCUUUACGGGCUUUUAGAGAAGGAGCUCGCAGGAAGAUUGGUAAUGGGUUAAACACGACUGUAUGGCGGACACCUUGGCUUCCAAGUCUAGAUGAUGGUUGUGUGACUACGCAUAUGCCGGAUCAUCUUUGUGAUAUAACAGUGAGCAAUCUGAUGGUUACAGGAGAGCAAAGAUGGGAUAUUGAUGUGUUGAAUGAUAUUUGUGAUAAUAAAGACGUGGAGCUAAUAAAACGUAUUCCACUUCCACUCUCAGAUAAAGUGGACUCAUGGUUUUGGAUUCUUAAAGGGGGAAGGGAAGUUUACUACGCGGAGUUGUUAUCGGUGGUUUCAAGGAGAGGUUGUUUACCUACUAUUCAAGCUCUGGCGUUCAAGCAUGUUAAUAUUGAUGCUCGAUGCCCUUGGUGUCACAAUGGAGUGGAGACUGAUACCCAUGUGUUGUUCUCGUGUGAUUUUAUGAGGGCCUUUGAUAUUUGCACAAAAGAUCAGUGUGUGUUUAUUGGCAUGUUGUGUUGGAGUAUCUGGCAUCGACGGAACAAGUGGGUGUGGGAGAAAGUAAAUGGAUCAGCCUUUAGUGUGAGGGCUGCUGCCACAAAUUUGCUCUGA